This is a messenger RNA of Prorocentrum cordatum, 460 nucleotides long. Lineage: Eukaryota; Dinophyceae; Prorocentrales; Prorocentraceae. The record is from the annotation of a GenBank genome assembly.
GCUUCGUCUCCGCAAACGCAAGCUGAUGGCGCUGAAGCAGGCCGGCGCAGACGCGCGCAAGUUGCACAGAACAGGCUUGGACCAAGCCAACCAUUAUGGAACCGAGGUGGUAGGGCCCACGAUCAACGAGGUCGAGACCCCAGAAGGCCUGAUCAUCCAGCUCACGAUUGUUUCGCCGGCGCUGUUUAAGUAUCACCUCGAGGAGGCCUGGAAGGCGAUCCUCGAAAGACAGGCGGCAGGAAAUAUGGGCAGGCCCCAGGAAAGGUUAGACGUCACUGCUGCCAGGCAGGUCCUCGACGAUCCCAAACUUACCAAUUCCGAGAACAGCGGCCUGAUGUCCUUCCUUACCCAGCGUCUGUGGACGAGAACAAGGCUGGCCGCAGCAGGUUACGACAUUGACGCGACGUGUCCGUGCGGGCACGAGCGGGGCGACAUUGCGCAUGGGUUCGAGUGUCCCCUC